Molecule: messenger RNA, 2550 nt
Organism: Rotaria sp. Silwood2
Lineage: Eukaryota; Metazoa; Rotifera; Eurotatoria; Philodinida; Philodinidae
Source: the annotation of a GenBank genome assembly
AUGGCAAUAUUAUUAAAAUAUAAAUUAGAAGAAUAUCAAUAUGGUGCUCAUGUUUUACAAGGACGUCCGCUUUAUACGAUGUCUGACAAAAAAAUUUAUUUUGGUAAAUGGACAACUACAAGAGAAGAAGCAAUUAUAAUUAUCGAAAUGAGCGACAAAAUAGCACAACGUGAGGCAAACUUUUAUCUAGAAGUGAACAAUCAUCAUAACAUUAUUCGCACGUUUGGUUCAAUCAGAAAUUCUUUGAAUUUAACAAUAUUUAUUCAAGAAUAUGCACCACAAGGUGAUCUAGCUGAUUGUUUAAUGGAUAAUCAGCUGAAGAUUACUGUAACCAUGCUUGUGGAAAUGUUUGCACAAGUUGCUAAUGCAAUGAGUUAUAUUACAAGUAAAAAAAUUGUACAUGGUGAUUUAGGUUGUAGAAAUGUACUGGUUUUUCAAUUGAAUUCAUCUGAACCGAAACAAAAUUUAGUUAAAAUAACUGAUUUUGGUCUUGCACGUUGGAUCGAUCAACCACCUGCUCAUGAAAAUGAAUUAGGUAUUCCAAUUCGAUAUUGUGCACCAGAAAUUCUUCGAAAUAAUCGUCAUUCAAAUUAUUCAGAAAAAUCUGAUGUAUAUUCAAUGGGUGUUCUCAUUUGGGAAGCUUUAUCAAAUAGUGAAAUUCCAUAUUCAUCAAUAGCUGAAGAUGAUAAAGUCAAACAAAUGAAAUUAAACAAUAAAAAACUUACAAAGCCAAAUAAUUGGAAUAAUAAGCUUUGUAAUCUUAUGGAUAAUUGUUGGCAUAACAACCCAAAAGAUCGACCUAGUUUUGAACAAAUUACACAAAGAUUAUUGAAUAUGAAAGUUUCUGAGAACAGAGAUUCUCGAAGUUCUGUUUCAUUUCACGAAUCACCAGUACAUUAUGAAUAUGAAUAUGAACUUGACGUUGACGUUAAAAUGCAUGAUUCAUUGAAUGGUCAAUUUGGUAGAACGUAUAAGGCAGAAUGGAUAUCAAGAAAAGAACGACCAAUUGUCUUAGUUGUAAUGAAAGAAGAACCGUCAGAAUAUGAAACAUUAGUUUACACAAACGUUAAUCCUCAUAAUCAUAUUGUUUACACAUUUGGAUUUGUUGGAAACAAUCGUGGAUUAAUUUUGUUAUUGCAGGAAAGAGCAUCUCACGGUAAUCUUCAAGUAUUGUUAAAAAAUGGAGAAUUUGAACCAUCGCAAAUUGUACUCAUUGCAAUCUUUUUGCAAAUUGUAGAAGCCAUGAUUUAUGUCGUUAGCAAAGGUAUUGUACAUGGUAACUUAUGUUGUACCAACAUUCUUGUCUUUCAAAUGAAUCCAUCUAAACCAACAGAAAACUUAAUUAAACUUACUAAUUUUGAUUUGGCACAUAAAAACGACUCAUCAUUUGUUGAUAAUAGACGACUUCCUGUUCCUAUAAGAUAUUGUGCUACAGAAAUUCUUCGAAGUGCAGGUCAAUCAAAUUAUUCUGAACUAUCAGAUGUUUAUUCAAUGGGUGUUUUGAUGUGGGAAGCUUGUUCAAAGGGAAAACUUCCAUAUGAAUCCUUAAAAACUAACAGUGAAGUUCGGCAACUAAAAUUGAAGGGCGAAAAACUACCAAAGCCAUUUAUGUGCGAUAGGCAAGUUUGGUCUAUCAUGGAAGAUUGUUGGCUCAAUGAACCCACAAUACGAUACGAUUUCAAUGAAAUGAAACAGCGGUUUUCCAAUGUUCGUCUCGGUUCAAUAGAAACAUAUGAGUACGAACUAAAUGUCAAUGUCAAACAGGGACGUGCACUUAAUGGCAAUAAUGGCAAGUUUUAUGAAGCAGAUUGGAUUCCAAAGAAAGGUUCACCAAUCAUUCUAAUUGUUAUGGAUGAAGAAACAGCAGAACGAGAAAUUUCAUUUUAUUUGAAAUUUAAUUCUCAUCCUCAUAUUAUUCAUACUUUUGGCUUGGUGAAAAAUGAUCUUCAAUUAACUAUGUUACUACAAGAACGAGCACCUCAUGGUGAUUUGCAAGCAGUAUUACAAAAUGGAAUGUUUCAACCAUCAGAAAAAGUACUAGUGACAAUAUUUUUACAGAUCAUCGACGCAAUGAUUCAUAUUGUUAGUCAAGGAAUUGUACAUGGUGAUUUGCGUUGUAUGAAUGUGCUUGUGUUUCAAAUGAAUUCAUCUGAUUCAACAAGAAAUGUUGUUAAAUUAACUAAUUUUAGUAUGGCUUGUGAAAAGGAUGAAUCAGUUUCAAACAAAAGAGUAUCUGAGAUUCUAAUGCAAUACUAUGCACCAGAAAUUCGUCGAAGUAAAGAUCAAUCGAAAUAUAAUGAAUUAUCUGAUGUUUAUUCAAUGGGUGUGUUGAUGUGGCAAGCUUGCUCUAAAGGAGCCAUUCCCUGUGGGCGUCAUACAAGUGAUGAGGGUAUUCAUCGCCGAAAAUCGAAUGACAAGGUAUUAUCAAAACCAAAGGAAUGUGAUAGUCGACUAUGGAGCAUCAUAGAAGGUUGUCAUUAUAAUGAACCAAGUUUACGAUUCAAUUUUGAACAAUUGAAGAUUCAGCUUUUAAAAAUUGAUUUUAAGUAA